AUGGUCAUGGCGGAUGGCCCGAGGCACUUGCAGCGCGGGCCGGUCCGGGUGGGGUUCUACGACAUCGAGGGCACGCUGGGCAAGGGCAACUUCGCCGUGGUGAAGCUGGGGCGGCACCGGAUCACCAAGACGGAGGUGGCAAUAAAAAUAAUAGAUAAAUCUCAGCUGGAUGCAGUGAACCUUGAGAAAAUCUACCGAGAAGUACAAAUUAUGAAAAUGCUAGACCACCCUCAUAUAAUCAAACUUUAUCAGGUAAUGGAGACCAAAAAUAUGUUGUACCUUGUAACAGAAUAUGCUAAAAAUGGAGAAAUUUUUGACUAUCUUGCUAAUCAUGGCCGGUUAAAUGAAUCUGAGGCCAGGCGCAAAUUCUGGCAAAUCCUGUCAGCUGUUGAUUAUUGUCAUAGUCGGAAGAUUGUGCAUCGUGACCUCAAGGCUGAAAAUCUUCUUCUGGAUAACAACAUGAAUAUCAAAAUAGCAGAUUUCGGUUUUGGAAAUUUCUUUAAAAGUGGUGAACUGCUGGCAACAUGGUGUGGCAGCCCCCCUUAUGCAGCCCCAGAAGUCUUUGAAGGGCAGCAGUAUGAAGGACCACAGCUGGACAUUUGGAGCAUGGGGGUUGUUCUUUAUGUUCUUGUCUGUGGGGCUCUGCCUUUUGAUGGACCUACUCUUCCAAUUUUGAGGCAGAGGGUUCUGGAAGGAAGAUUCCGGAUUCCAUAUUUCAUGUCAGAAGAUUGUGAGCACCUUAUUCGAAGGAUGUUGGUCCUUGACCCAUCCAAACGGCUAACCAUAUCUCAAAUCAAGGAGCAUAAAUGGAUGCUGGUAGAAGUUCCUAUACAGAGACCUGUUCUCUAUCCACAAGGGCAAGAAAAUGAGCCAUCCAUUGGCGAGUUUAAUGAACAGGUUCUGCGAUUGAUGCACAGCCUUGGAAUAGAUCAACAGAAAACCAUUGAGUCUUUGCAGAACAAGAGCUAUAACCACUUCGCUGCCAUUUAUUACUUGUUAGUAGAGCGCUUGAAAUCACACAGGAGCAGUUUUCCCGUGGAGCAGAGACUUGAUGCCCGCCAGCGUCGGCCUAGCACCAUUGCUGAACAAACAGUUGCCAAGGCACAAACUGUGGGACUCCCAGUGACCUUACAGUCACCGAAUAUGAGAUUGAUGCGGUCUGCCCUCCUCCCACAGGCAGCUAACGUGGAGGCCUUUUCAUUUCCAGCAUCUGGCUGUCAGGCAGAAGCAGCAUUUAUGGAAGAAGAAUGUGUUGAUACUCCAAAGGUAAAUGGCUGUCUGCUGGACCCCGUGCCUCCUGUCCUGGUGAGGAAAGGAUGCCAGUCAUUGCCUAGUAAUAUGAUGGAGACCUCCAUCGAUGAAGGAUUGGAGACAGAAGGAGAGGCUGAGGAAGACCCCAGCCAUGCCUUUGAAGCAUUUCAGUCAACCCGCAGUGGGCAAAGACGGCAUACUCUGUCAGAAGGAACCAGUCAGUUGGUCGUGAUGCCUGGUUCAGGGAAAAUUUUCUCCAUGAGUGACAACCCCUCCCUUGAUAGUGUGGACUCUGAGUAUGAUAUGGGGUCUGUUCAGAGAGACCUGAACUUUCUGGAGGACAACCCUUCCCUUAAGGACAUCAUGUUAGCCAAUCAGCCCUCAGCCCGCAUGGCAUCGCCUUUCAUUAGCCUGAGACCUGCCAACCCAGCCAUGCAGGCCCUCAGCUCCCAAAAACGCGAGGCCCACAACAGGUCACCAGUCAGCUUCCGAGAGGGCCGCAGGGCAUCAGAUACCUCCCUCACCCAAGGAAUUGUAGCAUUCAGACAACAUCUUCAGAAUCUGGCUAGAACCAAAGGAAUCCUAGAGCUGAACAAAGUGCAGCUGCUAUAUGAACAAAUAGGAUCAGAAGCAGACCCUAAUUUGGCACCACCUACUCCUCAGCUACAAGACCUUGCUGGCAGCUGCCCUCAGGAGGAAGUUUCUCAGCAGCAGGAAGGCGUCUCUCCUCUCCCUAAUAGCGUGCAUCCUCAGCUUUCCCGACGGCAAAGCCUGGAGACCCAGUACCUGCAGCACAGACUCCAGAAACCCAGCCUUCUGUCAAAGGCCCAGAACACCUGUCAGCUGUAUUGUAAAGAACCACCCCGGAGCCUUGAACAGCAGCUACAGGAACACAGGCUCCAACAGAAACGACUCUUCCUCCAGAAGCAGUCUCAGCUGCAGGCCUAUUUUAAUCAGAUGCAGAUAGCAGAGAGCUCCUACCCACAGCCAAGUCAGCAGCUGCCCCUUCCCCACCAGGAGAGUCCACCACCCUCACAGCAGUCAUCGCCAUUCAGCCUGACCCAGACCCUGAGCCCUGUCCUGGAGCCUUCUGAGCAGAUGCAGUACAACCCUUUCCUCAGGCAGUACCAGGAGAUGCAGCUGCAGCCCCUGUCCUCCACACCAGCCCAGUUGCAGCGGCCGCCGCCACCACCUCCACCACCUCCGCCGCCACCUCCGCAGUCAGGGGCCGCCCCAGCCCCCUUACAGUUCUCAUAUCAGACUUGUGAGCUGCCGAGCGCUGCUUCUCCCGAGCCAGACUACCCCCCUCCCUGUCAGUAUUCCAUGGACGGAGCCCAGCCGAGUGGCAUGGCAGUGCCAGACUGUCCCAGGAGCUCAGGACUGCAGGAGGCCCCCUCCAGCUACGACCCUUUGGCCCUCUCGGAGUUACCUGGACUCUUUGAUUGUGAAAUGCUAGAGGCUGUGGAUCCGCAACACAAUGGUUAUGUUCUGGUGAAUUGAUUUCAGCAUAGGAAGUGAGGUGGGUCAAGUGAAGGAAGUGUGUAUUUCUAUUUGUAUUCCAGCCUUUUAAACUUAAAGCUUAUUUUCUUGCCCUGUCCCUAAUGGGGAAAAAUCAAGUUGCCCAACUGGAAUCAAAGGGCCUGGCUGGGAUGGAUGUGGCUCUGUCCCACUACAAAGGCUCCUGGCCCUGUCCCACCACAAAGUUUUCUGUGGCAAGUGCUGGAACAUAGUUGUAAGCUGAAGAUCAUGCCCGUGGGUCAAGUGGAGAACGCUUUCAAGGGAGGCACCAAUAAAUGUUUAUAAGAAGAGGAUACUGAGACCUAGGUUUUGUGCCGAAUUACAGCAGUUCAUUAUUGAGGGAAACCUUGGCCAAAAGCAGGAAAAAUGUGUGCCGUUGCAUGUGUUUUCAUAUAUAUAUAUAUAUGUAAAGGAGAAAAAGGCAAUAUGUUUCACUGAAGCAGAACAGCAACAAGUAAGCGUAAAAGCAAAUCAAGAAUACAUAAUGAAAUUUGAUGCACAGGAAGUAAAGGAACGUUUAUACUUUGUCAUUGACUUAUAAGUUCUAAGCUGCUGAUGCAAGAUUUCCCCAAGGCUGUCGCAAAGCAGUGGAGCCUGAGCUUUGUUUUGGGAGCCACUGAAUGACAGCAGGUACUGACCCCUGAGACUAGCAGCCAUCUGCACAUGGGAGCAAGAGACACCUCUUGAGAAGGUGCCCCUGGGCUCAGGUGGCAGCUACUCGUGCUCCAAAGAUGGCACCUGUGGAACCAGUGGGGACCACACGGUGGAGACGGGGUGGGCAAGAAACUCCAGAAGCCACCAUGAGCACCAGCCCUGGGCCAGAGGAAGACAGGCUCUUCUGCCCAACGGUCUCUUGUAGAGACUUAUGGUUUGGAAGAAGCUAGUCUCCAGAGGACCCUAUUAUCUCUUUUAAAAUGUAAUAACUACUCUAACUUUACACUAAAUGUUGCUAGUAGUUUACUGAGCUUUGUAUAUUUGGACAGUUUCCUGUAGGGCUUAGAAAUUUUAAGGAUAAGAAAAAAGAACUUUUAUCUCCCAUAUGAAGUGGUAGUGCUGUGCCUUUUUUCCCCCAGAUCAUGCUUUAAUUAUUUCUUUUCUGUAGAAUCCAGCAGUUUUCCAUAUAUGUCAAUGCUAAAUCCAAAGUCACUUCAGAGUUUGUUUUCCACCAUGUGGGAAUCAGCAUUCUUAAUUUCCUUAAAGUUUUGACUUAUAAUAAAAUGUUAAAGUAUUACAGCAAUAGUCAAAGAUCCACAGAUGUGUUAACCAUUUAAGCAGAUCAUCUGCUAAACAUGGUAUAUUACUAGUACGACUUAACCUUUAACCCUUAUAAUUCCUGGAAGUAAGAUAAAAAUUGAUGCUACAGCUACUUAACAGUAUACCUAAAAUAAUGAGUAACCUAUCAUUAGGACAGUAACAUCCAAGUGUUACAGAUUCAGUAUUAUUUACAAAGGUUAUCAUUUCGGUCCUUUAGAAUGGCUCAUCCUCUCAGCAGAUUAAUGCGUUAAGCACAAAGCAUCUUCCAUAAAGCACAAAGAAGAGAGAUACUGCACUCAUGCUGCAUCUCGAAAACACCUUUAAGUUGCCUUUCCUCUUUGUAAUAAAUGUCUGAGCAGGUGAGGAGAUGCAUGGAAAUUCUAAGGCGUUUCAUUCUGGCUACCCCAGCCCAGCCCCUACUCACCAUGGUAACUCAAGCAGUCCUGUUGCUGCCAGAAACUGACUGGGGUGGGCCCUGGGUGUUUGUUAGCAAGAAAGGUUAGUGUGAAGAACUGUCAUUUUUGUGAUUUAACAACAUUCAGUGAAAAGCCAGGAAGAAUGAAUUAUGUUCCUUCUAUGGAUUAUUUAUUCCUCCUUGUGCUUGAAAUUAAUGAUUUCAUGAAAUAGAUAAAAUCAUUUAAGAGUAACAGAAUGUUAAUUAGAACUGUCCUUGACUUGGGGAUCCCAUUCGAAGAUACCACCAAAUUUAAACUGGGAGACAUUUGUUAACACAGUUAAAAGUACUUUAUAUUCUUAAUUUGCUAAAUUCUGACUCAUGCUUUUUGUUUUUUGUUUGUUUUGUUUUGGUAUAUUGAUCUCUAAUCUGUUUCAAGUCUUUGCAAAACAAGUCAGUUAUAAAACGGCUUGGUUUGUUUAUACCGAAGAAGGAUGUUUUCCCCAAAUAUUCUACAGAAGUGGUGUAAUAUUUAUGAAAUUUAAAUGCCUCCCAGUUUGAAAAUGGGAGUCGUUAAUUUCAGAAUUGCAGGAAUAGCACGAUUACAAAUUUGCAUUAACCCCUGCCCCCCUAACAAAGUCAUGAGCUGCUUAGCCCAGGAAGCCAAGGAGCUAUGUCAGGACAGCUAGGCCGACAGAUGAGGGAUAAGUGGUGAGGCAGUCAGAAGGUUAAAGGACCCAGUUGUAGAAAUGGGGAAGCCCCCAGCAGUGAACCAGGGCUGUUAGAAAACGACAGGCGUAGCUGCCUGGGCACUCACCUGGAGCAUAGCAGGACCCUUCUGCUGAAGCCCUUCACCAAAACCUAAGCUCCUGUGUGCUUAUCUCAUUUAUUUCAGGCAGAAAUCAAUAAAUUCCUUAACCCAUCUGUAUUUCCUGACAUGUCCCCUGGUGAGAGAAGACUGGUUCUGCUGGUUGGUUAGCUGCUUUCCCAGCGCUGUGCCAUCUCUGUCGCUCUGCCCCUAACCAGUGAUAUGUGUAAGCGUCCACGCAGUUCUCGCUCCAUAAAUGCUCAAGUAACACUAUGAAGCCUUGGUACCACUCUUCGUAUGAGAGGCGACUUGGAAAUAAUGACUCUUUCCAGUCUGUUUCACAUUAGCUGUGUGUACACUACUGUAUGAUAAUCAUUAGCUUUAUUAUCUUGUAAACCAGGCUCCUCUGAAGAGACUUUGGUGAGAUGAACAUGAGGUAAAAAUUUCAUUCGGCAAAAAGUGCAAUAUGUGUGGUACUUCUUUAUUUUUUUGUUUAUGUUCUUUUUUUAAUCCAGGGGUAUUAGUCUGCUUUGGGGAAAGUGCACUAGUUUGGCAAUUUCCAGUUGUGCAAGUGUGUCUCUAGUAUUUACAUGCAACUGAUAUGCUGGUCCCUGUAAGGCAAAUGUAUUAUGUUAACAUGUGGAAAGAGGGCAGGAUUCCGUUUGUAAAUUUCUCCCGACCUACACUGACCAUCUCCAGCAGCUCCCUCUCCACCUCUGCCCGUCCUAGGCCUGCACUGCCUUUUUCUACCCGGGGAACAGAGAAUGGGCCAGAAGGCUUUCUACACCAGCAACCCUCCAAUCUCCACUUCAUGGGGAACAGCCGGGGCCCCAUCAAGGAGGAAUAGGAGGUGGGACAAGAAGAUUCCUUUAGUUCUAAUAUGAUCAAAAACCCUUCAUUUCUUAGACUGUGCCACCCAGGAAAGGCAGUCAGUGGUCCUUUCUUCCCCUGAAAUAAAUAACUCCUCCUGAGCUUUUAAACUCGGUGAGGUGGGACUGGCAGGAGCCUGGGAUUGGGACCAAAGUCACAUCUCCCAUUCCCUGCACCCUUGUGACGCUGGCCCUGGAGUAAUUAGGUCCCGUGCCCCAGGGAGGGCGGACGACCCAGCGGGGAACUGGGCUCUCCCACUGCUGCACCCACUGGGUGUCAGUGGUUCCCAAACGCAGCUAAACUCUUGAGAAAAAAGUGUUCUCCAGUUGUUAAGAGUUGGGAAGAAGGGUAUAUCCUCAGCUAGAGGAAUUAGGUGAUGGACUAGAAGCUGAAGAAAGGCGGAAAGAGCAGCUUCCAGGGAGAGAUUUUUGGUAAUUGGCCCCAGAAGUGUGGUCACUGGUGCACCGCUGGUUAGGAGCAGGCAGCUCGGAGCAUGUGGACACAGUGACGUGAAUGAGGCUUCCUUUGUGGGGUCCUCCAAUCUCUAGUCAAACCCCAGGUACUUAAAUAUUGGAGUCUAUGUUGGGGUCAGAGUUUUUCUGCUCUGGAUUACAUUUAAAAGCCUUUAUCAACAGGUAUACUUAUGCUCCAUAAUGGCUUAAAGAAAAUCCAUACUCUAGGUAACUUUUUCACAUUCCUCCUCCUCUACCAUACUUCUUGUCACUUGACAGUAUUGGGCCCAGUGAAUUUCAGAAUCCCCGGGCCGGGUCUGACCUCCGCUGCACUCUGUCCCCCUCCACCGGCCGCCAUCACUGCCUCCUCGGUAGCCACCUGAGCCGCUCGGUCUCUUUCUGCCUGGACAUCAAAGGCAAAAACUGGAGAGCAAACAUUAAGUUGGAGUAAUUGUAUAGGCAGGAAUCUUUGAUCAUUUUGUUGUUUGGGAAAUUUUUACAGAACCUAUCUUAGUCGAUGGUGGAAGACAAGAGCAGUAUCAUCUGCCUGUUUCUAAACUGGAGAAAAGACAUUUUAAAAAAUGUAUACAUCGCCUCUGACAGGUUCAGUACAUAAAACAUGGUCCUCUCCAGGCUGUGGCCCCAGGGAGGGGAUGGUGAUUAUAGAGCCCUUUUUGUCCCCCAAAGUGGGCUCCCCAGCUCAGCCCCUGAAGGCAGAGAGAUGAGCUAUUUAAGUGACCUUUCAAAGGCCCCUUUGGGCCCUGGAGUCUCUGAGCUCAUGGUACCCUAUCCCGUAUUUGUUUUACUUUUUCCCAAUUAAGGUAGCCUGGUUGAUUUGAGAAGACUCACCACUGCCCUAGUUGCACAGCCACCUUAUAUCCACAUUUUAUCUGGGCAGAUUUCAACACACUUGGCAGAUUUGGGGCACAUCCUAUUACAUACAUUGAGAAAUCGGCAGAGGAGUUCAGUACUGCCCACCGUUAACCAAUGAUAGUUUUGAUGGUUCCUACCCAAAUACUCCAUUUGCCUGUCCUAAGGGAGCAACUGCUUACAUUUCUACCAAGCACCUGCACAAGUAAUCUCCCGUUACCCUCACAACAAUGCUAUGAAUUUAGCUGGGCAGAUACUGUCCUUGAUUUUUACAGCUGAGGAAACCAAAGCUCUCAGAAGUUUCCAUGAGCCGUCAAAGGUCACAGAGCUCGUGGGUGGAGAGGCUGGGACAAGGCUGGGUUUGCUGGUUUUCUGUGCUGCUUCUCCUCCUCCCCAGUAAUGGCAAACAGCUGUAUCAACACAGCCCUCCUGGUUAAGCACUGGGUGGAUGUGAUACUGUCCCCCCAACCUUAUUCUCGACUUCACAGUGUCCUGGCUUGGGGGAGCAGUGCUCUCCAGGUGACAACUGCUGGUGUCCAGGGCGACCAAGAGCAGCCCUCCUUCACCUCAGAAAUGUCUCGUUUUCCAAGUUACCCAGUAAAGCAAGUUCCUGUAGAAGAACACAACCCUCCUUCAUCACCAAGGGGCCAGACCACCUGGACUCGGCCCACACUGCAGGCCAACAGACUCAAACCCAAGAAGGGGCUGCUCAGAGAAGAAUCACAAAAUGGGCCUGGGUUCUGACAGGUGGAGAAACAUUUUUUUACAGUUGUUAAGUCCCAUCAAGAAGAAAUGCUGAUUAGCUACUUUAGGGUUGAGAAAAAUAACAUGCUUUGAGUAUUUUCUCUUUUCAGAGGCCAAAGGGUGGUGGGGGUGGGGGGGGUUAAAAUAGAAGUACAAAACAACAUCCUGGAAACUAUUGACCCCAGACUGGAGUAUAGUGUUAAAUUAGCAAAUACAGAUAACCGGGACUUGCCACUGGCUGUGUGAUGCCUAUCUGUACAAGAAUUGCUCAAUCCAGAAAUCCAAGUGGUGUUGCCUUCCCCCUACUGAUCAUAAAGGAAAUCUGCCUUCACUAUAGUCUUUGAAGGGAAAGAAGCCAAGAGGAAAAAGUUUUCUUUGGGGAUGACAAUGUAAGAAGCAAAAAUUGAUAGAGAAAUAUUUGCACUUUGUAGAAAGAGCCAAAAUAUUUGCUGUUUCUGCAAGGGAGGAAGGGUGGUCUUUGCUAGAUGUUUGAUCUGUGAAAGAGUUACUUUUGAUAAGUUAAUCUAAUUGUAGUCAUUUUUUUCUGUGUGCUUUUUUUAAAUUACUAA
Molecule: messenger RNA, 8730 nt
Organism: Choloepus didactylus (southern two-toed sloth)
Lineage: Eukaryota; Metazoa; Chordata; Mammalia; Pilosa; Megalonychidae
Gene: SIK2
Product: salt inducible kinase 2
Exons: 15
Coding region: 1-2751 (916 amino acids)
Biological process (GO): microtubule cytoskeleton organization; protein phosphorylation; intracellular signal transduction
Cellular component (GO): cytoplasm
Molecular function (GO): ATP binding; magnesium ion binding; tau-protein kinase activity
Source: RefSeq, a predicted model, not a curated record